This is a messenger RNA of Arachis stenosperma, 1726 nucleotides long. RefSeq lists its product as uncharacterized. NCBI's taxonomy places the organism in Eukaryota, Viridiplantae, Streptophyta, Magnoliopsida, Fabales, Fabaceae. Bases 115 to 546 code for a protein of 143 amino acids. The record is from RefSeq and is a predicted model, not a curated record. The transcript is spliced from 4 exons.
UUCGUUUCCUUUGUUAAAGGAAGUCUUUUUUCCCUCUUUCUGACCACAUCUUCCGGUCUUUCGCAGUCACUAGCGCUAUCCUCUUUUAAACCAACCUAAACCAACCUCUUUGGGAUGGCACUGGGCAACGCCUCGCUGGGUCCUUCCGUUCCGUAUUCGUUCCCUGCUGCAUCGUUGUGCACCCAAUGCUUUUUACAGUCCCCUCGCCUUUCCCUUCGUGCUUCAGCAGCUCUCACCGAGAAAGCCCGGUUCGUUGCUCGGCGUAAGGAGUCCAUUUCCGUUAGGCAACUCGAACGUCCACUAAUUGAGUACAUGCGGUUGCCGGCUAGUCAGUAUUCUGUGUUAGACGCGGAGAGGAUUGAACGCGUGAAUGAUAACACCUUCAGGUGUUACGUUUACGGGUUUAAGUUCUUCAACUUUGAGGUUAUUCCGGUUUUGCUUGUUAAGGUGGAAGAACAACCUGAUGGUUGUUGCAUCAAGCUCUUGUCCUGCAAGCUAGAGGGCUCGCCCAUGGUGGCUUCUCAGAAUGACAAAUUUGAUGUGUAGGUGAGAUGUUUGGAAUAAGGUGAUUGUUACCUUGAUUGACCCUACCAUUCAGAAAAUCAUUAUCUUGAGCUUUUAACUUUGAAAUGACUACAACUUUUGCCCAUUCUGGCUUUGGGUCAGUUCUAAUAUGUUGGCACUUAAGGAAACGAUGCUAACUCGUCCAUACUAUGAGCAAUCAUGUGCUUCAUUUCUUUUAAACUGGAGAAUUUGUUAUAUGAAGUAUGAAAUACAGAUGUGAUAAGGCACAAAUAUGUUAUAUUAGCACGGAUAUGAUGAUAUUGCUUUGAUGUUAGACCUGGAACUUUAAGGGUAAAUUUGUGUUAGUAGUUUAAUUCUUUUAAGGCAAGGGAAGGAAUGGUCUGAAAUGUGAGUACAGUUCAAGCCCUUCCUGUUUUCCCUUUUACAGUUUUACUCCAAAAUCAAAACUCAAAGCUAAAUUCUAAUAGUCUAAGAUCCUGUAUGUUCUCUCAAACGAGUUUCUGUUGUUGCAAAAUAUCCCUCUUUUCUAAAUCAUUUUAGUAUGCAUUGUUUACUAAGAAAACUAACAAAUUAAUAUCUUUAACUAAAACAAUAAUAUCAUUAUCACAGGUAAAUGUGACCCUUGCCAGCUCAUGAUACAAUUGAUAAUAUGAUUUAAUUAACUUUGAAAUUUGAAAUAUUUUGGAUGUAUCCGUGAUGUGUUAAUUUUAUGUCUGUUAUGGUUGUUUUUGGGCAUUUAGAACAAAAAUAUUCUCUUAUAUUCUAAAAGCACAAAUUUUUUUUAUUUAUUGUUCAAAGGUUUAUGAGUUCAUAGACAUUGAUUUUGGGUGCUUAUAUAGUAUUAUCAGCCUUUUUAUUGCCCAUAUUAUAUUGAUAUGAUUGUUGUUGGACUUAUACAUCUUUAAUGCUAUUGAUUGAACUGUUGUUGGGAUUCACUAGCAGCUAGUUGUUGUUGUUGUUAUUAUUGUUUUCUUUUUAUUUAUUUAUUUACUGUUUUUCAAAUUGAUAGAGUUAUCAAGGUUUAAAUAUUCAGUACUGUUAGUCAGGAUGUAGUUGAUGGUUGAUAGUUAGCAGCUUAGCAUUUAUGCAUGUAGUUGAUAGUUAGUAACUUAGCAUUUUUGAUAAUAGUUGAUAGAUAUCUCUAUAUAUAUACCUCUUUUUGGAUGACAUGAAAACAAUGAGAUCUUUCUCCUAUUUUCUU